Drosophila novamexicana is the source of this 918-nucleotide messenger RNA. RefSeq names its product activity-regulated cytoskeleton associated protein 1-like. The record is from RefSeq and is a predicted model, not a curated record. NCBI's taxonomy places the organism in Eukaryota, Metazoa, Arthropoda, Insecta, Diptera, Drosophilidae. The transcript is spliced from 2 exons. The coding region runs from base 116 to 901 and encodes 261 amino acids.
GCGAUAUAAAACCGGUGGAAAUUCAAAAUCGUACCAAGUUUUUAGGCGACAUCAACAGGUCAAGAGGUCCACUGCUAUUGACUAUUUUGUCCUUUUGGCUCCAAACAGCAACAAUAUGGCCCAAACCAUACAAAUGACCAACGAGCAGCUGCGCGAGCUCAUCGAGACUGUGCGUUCCUCUGCUGUAACUGCAGCUGGGAGUGCUGUUGGGGUCGCCUCCAGCUCGAAGUCAAAGAGCAGCUUCAGCGCCUGCACGCACUGGUUUAGCGGUGCACGUAGUCACGACGAGGUUGAGCAGUUCAUCACAAACAUUGUCACUUACAAGGAGCUGGAAGAGAUUAGCGAUGAGAACGCCCUAAAGGGCGUACCCCUGCUCUUCUACGGCUUGGCAUCCACCUGGUGGCAGGGUGUACGCAAGGAGGCGAAAUGCUGGAACGACGUCAUCGACCUCAUCCGCGAACACUUCUCGCCCGCCAAGCCCGCCUACCAAGUGUACAUGGAGUUCUUCGAGAAGAAGCAGGAGGACGGCGUUGCCAUUGACACAUUUGUGGUCGAGAAGCGCGCUCUGCUCGCCCAACUGCCCGAGGGCCGUCACAACGAGGAGACAGAGCUGGAUUUCCUGUACGGGCUUCUGAACAUCAAGUACCGCAAGCACAUUGCACGGCAAAGUGUACCAACAUUCCGCGAUCUGCUUGAACAAGGCCGCGUCAUCGAACACAAUAAUCAGGAGGAAAACCAACAGAAAACCUCACGAAAACGUCCACUUCCAGAAUGCUGGGAUACCGUUAAAAAUGUUGGCAGAGGUCGUGGUGGAGCUAGGGGCAGAGGCCGGGGCCGGGGUAGGAACACUGCUGUACAAGAAUCUGAGAACAAUAACAGCGGCAUGGCCGGAGAAAUCUGAAACAAUAAAUAAUUUAA